UUUUACAAGCUUGCUCAGACAAGAGGCUGCUCACUCCAGAGUGCUUUGGUGAGGAGAGAGGAGAGCAGAGCGUGCUUUACCGGGAAUGCUGAGCGAGAAUGAUAUAUGGGUCUGGAGGCUCCUUGCAGUACCCCCAAAGAUCCCCAGCCUUACAGACAAACCACACUGAUUCCUUUGAAUGUCGACAAUAUCGAUCAUCCUAAAUCUGUACAAGACAACUGGAUUUCUUCUAUUUUCUGCUGUGUGAAUAAUCAGGAGAGAUGAGAGUUCACUUCUCCACCAGUUGGAUAUUUCAAGGCUGGAUCAUCCAUCUGGUUCUCACUCUGUGUGCACAGAGAGCCCUGUCUAGACCCACCUGUUCCCAGCAGCAGUACCUCAAAGAAAAGAGAUGUUGCAGCAGGUGUGAACCAGGGUCCUAUGUGUUUGCAGAGUGUGCUGGUUACUCUGACACAAAGUGUCGUCCGUGUGGCAGUGAUGAGUACCAGCCUGACUGGACCAACGAGACCAAGUGUCUGCCUCAGAAGUUCUGUGACACAGGUAAGGGCUUUAACCGUGUGAGGCCCAGUAACCGCCUGGCUGCAGUACCCUGUCAGUGUAAACCUGGUUUCCAGUGUUCUCCCAUCAACUGUGAGUUCUGUGAGAAGAUUCCUACCUGUGGACCAGGAUAUGGACUGGAGACUGACACAGAGUCGGGCAGGAGAACUUGUGUUGCGUGCAAGAGAGGACAUUUCUCUCCCAACACCUCUAUGGAACCAUGCAGUCUGUGGACCAAUUGUAACGGUCUGGGGAAGAGUGACAAGCAGACUGGGAGCGACCAGACUGAUGCUGUAUGUGGACCCCAUCUCUCUGGUGCCUCUACCUCCUGGGUCCUACUGUGGGUUCUGUCAGUCAUCACUGUCCUUUGUCUCCUCAUCCUCCUGCUCUACUGCUACAAGGAAAAACUUCGACUACUCUCAGUGAAUUUACGAUCAUGUGUCCAGAAUUUGAAAAGGACCAGGAUACAGCAGGAGACUCUGGCCCCUCUCUACCACAGUGGCGUCGUGGGAGGGGGACUAGAGGGUCAGAGUGGCACUCUGCGUGAGACAACCUGUCUUAUUGGCCUGGCUCACAGCCCCUCAGAAACCCCACACACCUGUCCUACAGCUACACCUGGUGACCGGGUCAAACUGCCACCCACCAAAGAGAUGGAGGAGGAGAGGAGGGAGGAGGAGGAUGAGGGGGUGGGGAGUGAGGGGUCAGGGGAGGCAGAGGAGGUUUCUGAGGAUGGUGUGUCAGAGGAUGUGUGUGUGUCUCCACUGUGGGCUGGCUCCUGUGUGUGUGUGUUGUCUGUCAGGGAACCAUUAGAGGUAGGGGAUAAUGAAGACUGUAGCCAGGCUGUCAACCCUGGAACCCUCGGGACCUGCUCCUGUGGAGGAGAGGGGGAGAGCAAGGGGGGAGAGAAGGAUGAAAGGAAAGAUGGAGGGAGGGAGAGGGCCAAGGUGGUAGAGGGUCUGCAAGUGAAGAGCUCUGAGAGGAGCAGCCAUACCUCCUCCCCCUUCUCCCUCUCUCCCACCUCCUCCUCUCUCUCCCCCGCUGACCAUUCAUGUGACCUCUACCCACCGCUGACCCAAGUCAGGUCAGAGGUCAAAGGUCAGCUUAUUGACAGCUCACAGAGGAAAGGGGAGGAGCUAUACAGACUGAACUGCAGCAUAAGCUCCACCCUCACCACAAAAGCCACGCCCCCUUUGACCUCCGCAAUAUCUCCUUACCCCUCGGUGACCUCUGUAACUGUGGGUGACCGGCAGUCCGAGCUGACCUCUGAAGCCUCCAGCAGUGAGCAAAACCAGGGACUUUCUUGGAGGGACAUUGGGGGAAACAAGCUCUCGUCUGGGGGCUCGGAGCUGGAUUGUGCCCCUGAGAGCCUCCAGAGUCAACUCACGGAACCAGCACUCACCUCAGGUCAGGUGACAGGGAACAACAACACCACCUUUAUCUCUAGUGGUCAGGUGAUGAACUUCAACGCUGACGUCAUCGUCGUCUACGUCAGCCAGACGUCUCUAGGCAACGAGGGGGAGGGGCCAGACGAUGCGUUCGGAAGCCCCGUUCAGGAACAGGCCAAUGAGAGAGCUCCGAUGUUCCAGAGUUCCAUCUCCUCCAAAAGUGUCAGCCAUUCGUCAGUGGCGUCCUCAGUAAACUCCAUUACCCAUAACCCCCUACGGCAGGAGGACAACCUGCCGGUUCAGGAAGUGACUGAUCAGUGGCCGAGAGAGAAUUGAAACAUGAAAAUGGUGGAUAGUGUACCAUUAAACCACGAGAGGAGCGAAGCCUGUCCAAAACCUACUGCUACGACCUACUCCAAACAAUCGUCCACGGUCUUCCUGGGUAGGGGUUAAUUAUUGGAACUGGGCCAUAGACUUGGACCUGGAGGACUGUGAUCCUCAUCUGCCCUUGUGGUUGUUUCUCAAUAGUCUCAUGUAGAGCUUUGGCAGUCAUGAAAUUUUGUCAGCUGGUGAUUGUCAAGCAAAUAACUGCCUGUCUCACGGUAAUUGACUGUUAAUUAACAUAAACACAUUCAGCAUCUCCUGGCUUCCACUUCCUACAAGACACUGAUGCAGACCUUUAAAAAUGGAAUAAAUCCAUGUAAUAUAGCCUAAACCAUCACAGUAAAUCCAGUAUUUAUUUUUGAGUGUUCUAAAGAAACACGAUAUGAAGAAAAUGUAGUCUAUUUCAGAAGAACAGAAUAGCAUAGUCUGAGUUGUCCUUAUGUUAGGUCCUGACCUGGGUAUGCCAUAUGUCUGUGGGCUACACUAGUUCAUUUAGCAGACAAGAUUUGUUUAGAAUUCCGUGGCAUCAUUUUAUAUUUUAUAAUAUGAAGAAUAUAAUUGAACAAUGGGCUAAUGGAACAAAGCUGAAUAAUAAUAACAUGGUGCUAUUCUGUGUUGAGAGGUUAACAAAGAAUCAGAUAUGCUCUCAUAUGCUUCAUUUAGAGUUAUUUGUGUAACUUUAGUUGUGAUACAAAUGUUGGGCUAUAUGUAUUGAUUUCUAAUACAUUUUAAGGCUGCAUGAUGCGACUCUAAUGAUGAUUUGAAAAAAAGUUGCAUUAAAGGCAUGAGCUCUGCUUUGUUUUUCUGUGCAGGAUGUACACACUUCAUCAGUCUCUCAUUCACAAUUUGACAAGCACUUGAUAAUUCCUCGAAAUUCCCGGCUACAUGCCCUUUGUGUGGCCUUAAUGCCCCCUAAAUGAAUCCAUGCCCUUUGUGUGACCUUAAUGCCCCCUAAAUGAAUCCAUCCCCUUUGUUUAACCUUAAUGCCCUCUAAAUGAAUCCAUGCCCUUUGUGUGGCCUUAAUGCCCCCUAAAUGAAUCCAUGCCCUUUGUGUGACCUUAAUGCUCCUAAAUGAAUCCAUGCCCUUUGUGUGACCAUAAUGCCCCCUAAAUUAAUCCAUGCCCUUUGUGUGGCCGUAAUGCCCCCUAAAUGAAUCCAUGCCCUUUGUGUGACCAUAAUGCCCCCUAAAUUAAUCCAUGCCCUUUGUGUGGCCUUAAUGCCCUCUAAAUGAAUCCAUGCCCUUUGUGUGACCAUAAUGCCCCUAAAUGAAUCCAUGCCCUUUGUGUGGCCGUAAUGCCCCCUAAAUGAAUCCAUCCCCUUUGCAGCCAGUGGGCAUUGUGGGCAUCUACACUAAUUGAAGUGGAUUUAACAAGUGACAUCAAUAAGGGAUCACAGGUUCCACCCAGACUCACCUGGUCAGUCUAUUUCAUGGAAGGAACAGGUGUUCUUAAUGUUUUGUGGACUCAGUGUAUAAUAUACAUGUAAAUGUUUGUUUUUUAAACCGUUUUUUAUGCUGUCAGGUGUAGGACUAAUGAAGAAAUCUCUGGAACCAAAUACCUUAUUGUCUUACUACAAAAACCAUGGAAGUGGUUUGGUGAUCCACACUCUUGUGAGUAACCGUGUUUAAAAAGACUGGUGUUAGCUUUAGCUCAGAGGGGUAACAAUCUUGUGCCCAGCAGGAGACCUAGGAUUCACCCACCAAGAUAAUUAAGCACCUACUCAUGAUUUAUUAUUGACCUUCCUUAAGAACUGAGAGUUUGUUAAUCUGGCUCCACAAGUCCAGGUCUGAAACCAGGUAUUCAAUAGCUAACUAAUCAAAUAUAGCUUUCAGGAGUUGAAAGUGGAAACUUUUAACUUGUUCAUAUCUGUAAAUAAAAUGUACAUAUUGAUUCAAAUCAAAUUGCAAUAAAUGACAGAACUGUUUUGAUAAAAA
Messenger RNA from Oncorhynchus tshawytscha (Chinook salmon), 4236 nucleotides. RefSeq names its product tumor necrosis factor receptor superfamily, member 11a, NFKB activator. The transcript has 9 exons. Lineage: Eukaryota; Metazoa; Chordata; Actinopteri; Salmoniformes; Salmonidae. Gene Ontology annotation, biological process: lymph node development; positive regulation of bone resorption; multinuclear osteoclast differentiation. The coding region runs from base 261 to 2255 and encodes 664 amino acids. The record is from RefSeq and is a predicted model, not a curated record. Gene Ontology annotation, cellular component: external side of plasma membrane. Gene Ontology annotation, molecular function: tumor necrosis factor receptor activity; cytokine binding.